CUGUGUGACGGUGACGCGAUCAUGCCGUACCGCGACGUCAUGACGUCACUGACCGCGCAAACUUCCACCAGCGGAGAGACGAGAGGAACAGACUGCUGCUCAGAAAAGCAAGCCAUGGCCUUAACGCAGGUGUCGUCCAAUAAGUGCUGCGGUGGAUACCAGAAAGUGUUUGAGCAUGACAGCUCUGAGCUAAAAUGCAAGAUGAAGUUUGGUAUCUACCUCCCUCCUAAGGCUGAAAGUGGAAAAUGUCCCGUGCUGUAUUGGCUCUCUGGACUGACCUGCACUGAGCAGAACUUCAUCACCAAAGCAGGAAGCCAACGGGCUGCCUCCGAGCACGGCAUCAUCAUCGUGGCCCCAGAUACGAGCCCACGUGGCUGCAAUAUCGAAGGAGAAGACGAGAGCUGGGAUUUUGGAACAGGAGCCGGUUUUUAUGUCGAUGCUACGCAGGAGCCAUGGAAGAGCAAUUAUCGCAUGUACUCCUAUGUUACUGAAGAGCUGCCACGUUUAAUAAACUCAAAUUUCCCUGUUGAUCCGGAGAAGAUGUCUGUUUCGGGGCAUUCUAUGGGGGGCCACGGCGCUCUCAUAUGUGCCCUGAAGAAUCCUGGAAAAUACAAGGCUGUUUCUGCCUUUGCCCCCAUCUGUAACCCCAUGCAGUGUGCUUGGGGACAGAAGGCGUUUUCAGGCUACCUGGGAUCUGAAAAAUCCACCUGGGAGGCUUAUGAUGCUACAGUCCUGGCUGCCUCGUACUCGGGUCCAGAACUGGACAUUUUGAUCGAUCAGGGCCGUGACGACCAGUUCCUGUCGGCCAGUCAGCUGCUUCCUGAUAACCUCAUCGCAGCCUGUUCGGAAAAGAAAAUCCCCGUCGUGUUUCGACUUCAGCAGGGCUACGACCACAGCUAUUACUUUGUGUUCACGUUCAUCGACGACCACAUCAAACACCACGCAAAGUAUCUGAACGCGUGAGAGCAGAAAAACAACCACAUUUCACAACAUAAAAAAACAACAAUAAAAAAUAUUAUGUUGUGAUGUCAUUUGUCAGUCUGAUUUGUCUGAUCUCUAGGAUUUCAAUAAAGCCUUUGACUAAGA
Messenger RNA from Clarias gariepinus (North African catfish), 1086 nucleotides. RefSeq names its product esterase D/formylglutathione hydrolase (gene esd). The record is from RefSeq and is a predicted model, not a curated record. Gene Ontology annotation, biological process: formaldehyde catabolic process. Gene Ontology annotation, cellular component: cytosol. Gene Ontology annotation, molecular function: S-formylglutathione hydrolase activity. The transcript is spliced from 9 exons. Bases 22 to 963 code for a protein of 313 amino acids. NCBI's taxonomy places the organism in Eukaryota, Metazoa, Chordata, Actinopteri, Siluriformes, Clariidae.